Theobroma cacao (cacao) is the source of this 626-nucleotide messenger RNA. The record is from RefSeq and is a predicted model, not a curated record. NCBI's taxonomy places the organism in Eukaryota, Viridiplantae, Streptophyta, Magnoliopsida, Malvales, Malvaceae.
AUGGACAAAUUCAAUCAACGUGUGAUUAGCAUAGUUUUUGGUAAUGAUCCAAUGAGCUUGGAGCACCAGCAACAGAUAGGGGGUGGUGUGAAGAGAAGAUGUGAUGGGGAGAAUGAGGCAACUAGGCUUGUCUCCACUAGUAAUGGCAAUGGCAUGAAUAAUGGUUGUGGGAAGAGACUAAAAGCAUUAAAAGGUAGAGAUGAGAAUCAUGAUUCUAAAGCUAAAGUAGCACCCAGUUCAGGCAAGCUUGUGGAACAAAAAUUGCAACCACCCAAGCCACCUAAACAAGAUUACAUCCGUGUGCGAGCAAGAAAGGGUCAAGCAAUUAACAAUCACAAUUUAGCGAAAAAAAGAGAAAAGGUUCGUGAAAGAAUGAAAAUUCAUCAAGAUUUGGUCCCUGGUUGCAAUAAAUUAUUGGCAAAGCACUUGUCCUUUAUGAUAAUUAAUUAUAUUCACUCACUACAAGGUCAGGUUGAGUUCUUGUCAAUGAAGCUUGAGACAAUCAAUUCAAGAAUGAACUUUGGCAUUGAAGUAUUUCCUCCUAAAGAUUAUGGCCAACAAACAUUUGAUACUACUAGUAUGGCAUUUGGUUCACAAGCAACGAGGGAAUAAAGCCGUGGUACAUC